Molecule: messenger RNA, 2390 nt
Organism: Grus americana (Whooping crane)
Lineage: Eukaryota; Metazoa; Chordata; Aves; Gruiformes; Gruidae
Gene: TMEM200B
Product: transmembrane protein 200B
Exons: 2
Coding region: 736-2055 (439 amino acids)
Source: RefSeq, a predicted model, not a curated record
GUAACAUCAAAUUUUGCUUUUCCUUGCUCUGUUAGCUCCCUCGGGGCUCUGCUGGGCUGCACGCUUGUCUGUGGUGUUGCACUUGUGACAUUUAACCAAGAUUUUGAUGGAGAAGUCUUAACAGAGCAGGGUGCAUUAAUCACCCAAAUGGCUGAUUAUAUUUGCAGAUUAUUCUGCUCAGGCAGACGUGGAAUUUUUUUGUCCCGAGUCGUAUUUCUCCUUGGGCAGGAAAAACCUGUAGUUUAUUUUUUGCCUGCUUGAACGCUCAAGCUGUUUUGCGGUCGGCCUUGACCACGUUCCUCGGGACUGAUUUUUCCCUCGUGCGAGGCCCUUGCAUGAUUCCCUGGUGGGGUUUGCACGCCCACGCGAGGGCUUGGAGGGCUCUCUGCCUGAAGGUGAAGACAAGAGUAUGGCGGGAGGGACGUUUCUUUGCGUCGCCCCGCGGCCCAUCGCCUCUCCCCUCGCCAGCCACCGGAGCAAAACUCCUUAAGCUCUGCCCGUCCCCAAAGCUCGUCAAACCCUUGUAAUUACGCCGAGCUUUGGGAGCUGCAACUCGAGGGCUGCAUCUGCACGCAGUCCGUGGGAGCAGGCGGGCAACCCCCUUAGCCUGCACCUCCAGAAGAGACGACCUCCUCCUCCUCCUCCUCCUCCUCUUCCUCCCCUCCAGCAGCUCUGCCCCAUGCGGGACGGCGAUACCCAGCUCUGCAGCGAGGAAGAGCGGCCAAGCCGGAGACGAUGACUGCCAAGAGCGCCGAAACCAACGGACCCAUGCGGGAGCCGGAGGCGGGGGGGACCAAGCCACAGGUGCCCCCUGCCCCGCCACGGCGCCGGGGACGCAGGCUGCGGCGUAAGUCACCGCCCGAGGUGCCGGUGAAAGGGCAGCUCCGCAUGCGCUCGCCGUCAGGAGCCUUCGUCAUGGUGGGCAUCUCAGUGGUCCUGGUGGGCAUGACCAUCGCCGUGGUGGGCUACUGGCCCCACCGGGGACCCGGGGGCACCGGGGCCGGCGCGGGGAAUGCCAGCGUCGUGGGGGACAUGAGGAGGGAGGUGGCUGCCGGGCGCCACGUGCCCCACAGCGAGAAGCUCAAGCUGAUCGGCCCCGUCAUCAUGGGCAUCGGGCUCUUCAUCUUCAUCUGCGCCAACACCAUGCUGUACGAGAACAGGGACAUGGAGACCCGCAGGCUGAUGCAGAAGGGGCUCUACUCCAUGGCGGCGGGUCUCCCUGAGGCGACCGGCCCCGAGGAUGGGUGCUGCCAGCGCGGGGACGGCCAGCCCGUCCCCAAGGCCAAUGCCGAGUGCGUGGAGGGCUGCUACCAGGUGGAUCUCUCCCGCCAGCCCUGCCCCGGCCCCUGCAGCAAGUGGUCCGACUGCUACGGUCCCAACAGGCUCCAGACCAUGGCCGAGUUCCUCCAGCACCCGGCGGCAUCCCCCGCCGCCUCCCUCCUCAGCCUCCGCUCAGGCGCCUCUGCCGAGGCCAACCUCGGCCUCUCCUGCCGCGCCGGAGCCGAGUCCCUGCUCUCCUCGGCUGUCGGUGCCUUGGCGUUGCCCGUCAUCAAGCUCAACAACCGCUUGCUGGACGCGGCAGCGCGGGGGGCCGGCGAGAGGGCAGAGGUGGGCCCCGCCAAGCCCCCCCCCGAAGCACUGCGGCUCUCCCAGGCUCCGCUCUCUGGUGUCGGCAGCAUCACGCCCCGUGGCCAGGACCGCGGCAGUGGUGGUGGCGGUGGCGGUGGUGGCCAUGUCAUCAUCAACGUGGAUGGCGGCUGCCCCGGCGCGGAGCCGGCAGCGGUGGAGCUCAGCCCCGAUGCGCAGCUGCACACCCCAGGACACUCCAAGUCCCUGGACCUCGGCCAGCCGGGGGUGCUGCUGGUGGCCCCCAUCAAGGACCGUAAGAACCGGAGCUGGCCCCGGCUGGACCACGUCAGCCUGGUGGGUUACGCCAAACUGGAAAGCACUGGCGAGUCCUCGGACCGGCUGCUGGAGCCCAGCGAGCCCCUGAGCCGGGGUGAGCCCCGACCCAGCUCCUGGGCGGUGGGGAUGGACCGUGGGGAGCGGGUCUGACUUCCCCAUGCCCCUCGGGGAUCGUGACGUCGCUGUCCCUCAUCCUGGCCCCCGGUGCCCACCAGCGACCCCAAACCCCCGCAUCCAGGCGGUGUUUUUAAGCGGAUGCCAAGAGGGAGGCCCCGACCUGCUGCUCCUGGGGGAGGACUCGCCAGGGUGGGAUGUCCUCUCCUCUCCUGGCUGCCUCCCGACGGCUUCCCGGUGGAUGCCCUUGGCCUUACCAGCCCUUCUCCUGGUGGCUUUUCCAGAGGAGCCCUUGCUUUGAGAGCCAACACAAACUGCGGGAUGAGGACGCGGGGGCAGGCAAAGCCCCGCCGGCGCCUGCAGCACUUUAU